AUGACAAAUUUUGGAGCAACUUCGAACAAUGUGGUGCAUAUCCCAGUUGAAGACAGUAUUAAAGGGGAAAACAGCGAAACAAACGUUGCAACACCAACAUCAAGUCGUGAGUCAGACUCAAAUGGCACCACAAACGGAAGCGAAAGCGAGACAUACGUUAGUGCAGAGUCAGAAAUGGAGAGUGUAGCAUAUAGAGAACUUUGUCAGCAUAGGGAAGAAGCCAAACAAUUAAAGGAAAUUUCGGGAAGUAAACUUCAGGAAGGUGAUGAAGUUAUUGCGAUUCCAGAGGAGUGGACCAACCGGUUUUACAAUGAGGAAUUCGACAUCUCAGAUGAUGAUAUAAAGUCGGAAAUUGGACCUUUAUCAUCGAGUAAAAUCCUGGACUCAAGCAGGCUGAAUUUAACGGAAGGAUUUCAGUUUGUUCCAAAGGAAUUAUUCGAGAAACUACGGUCCUGGUACGGGUGGAAGGAUGGCGACCAAGUGGUAGAAAGAAGAGUUUUUUACGAUCGAAGUAAGGGGCGUUUGGAUGUGGAUGCUUGGCCUCUAUGCAUUAUACCACAUAUUUUGACCGGUGAUGCAGCUGGUAUCAACCGAUACAAACUUGUUAGUGCAAAGCCGUUUCUUAUUUCAUCUCGCAGCUCUUCGAAACACCUCAAGAUUAUGGUGGAGAAGAGUUUUGGCCUUUUGAAGCACAGAAACAGACAUUCUUUAAGCAGUUCAACAAAUACAGAGUCGGAAGGAGAGAAUGAUGACGCCAGAAGCGAUGCUGCAAAGCACAUAAAAAGCCGAAUCUGGCACAUCAAGAUCAAAAGUGGAAGCAGAAUUCCUCCGGUGCUAUCUCCAGGAUUUUUGAACCUGAUAACAGAGCAGCAGGUGAUUCGAACAGGUAAGAAAUAUGGAGGUAAGUCUCUCGAGGAGUGUCACAUGAGUUCCGGUCACGUGCUUCUAGAAAUCAAGCGUGCUGACGGAUCUUAUUUAAUGGACACAAAUGCAAGUGUGAGAGUCGGGGAUGGAAAGGUUGGAUUGGUGAAUCUUGGAAAUACGUGCUACAUGAAUUCGGCAUUGCAGUGCAUAGCUCAUGUUCCAGAGUUAACAUAUUACUUUCUUUAUGGCUUUUACAAGAAGGAAAUCAAUCGGGAAAAUCCACUCGGCAAGAAGGGGAAGCUGGCAGAAGCUUAUGCGUCUCUUAUCCGGCAUCUUUUUGAUAAGAGGAUGCUAAAUAAUCAGGGAUCCGGAUACAGAGAGUCAUUUUCGCCGAGAGAUUUCAGAUAUACGAUCGGUGUGUUUAAUUCGAUGUUUUCCGACUAUAGGCAGCAGGACUCUCAGGAAUUCCUCACCUUUCUUCUUGACGGAUUGCACGAAGAUUUGAAUCGUGUGCUCAAGAAACCAUAUAUUGAGAAGCCAGAACUUCCAGAGGGUAAAUUUGAGAAUAAAGAGGAGGUGUGCAAACUUGCGGAUGAUUGUUGGAUUGCACAUAAGAGAAGAAACGAUUCCGUAAUUAUAGAUCUGUUUGUUGGUCAGUACAAAUCAACGUUGAUUUGCCCGGAAUGCCAACAUGUCAGCCUCACUUUUGAUCCGUACAAUGAUCUGACAUUGCCGUUACCAAUUACUCGGAAGUGGACGCACAAGUUAAAGAUUUUACCAGAAACAGGCACCCCAUACUUGCUUGAAGUAGAACUCCCCCGUUCCGCUACAUUCUACGAUCUAAAGGCUUAUGUUUCGAAGAUGACUACUUUCCCAAUGAAUGAACUAAUUUGCAUUGAAGUGUUCCAGUCACAGGUGUACAAAAACUACGAGGACGAGGAUGCAGACACGCAGUACUUGCCAAUUUACGAGUUAAUCAAUCCGGAGGACGACAUCUGGUUUUAUCAUAUUAAGAAUGGUCCCGGUGAUGCAGUUGUUCCAGUUUUUUCAACAAUAGGGCCAUCUGUGGAAGCUGCAAGCACAGGAAAAGCAAAGGCGUUUGGAAUACCAUUUUUCAUCACUUUGACCGAGGAAGAGAGAAACUCAUAUGGGGCUAUUCGCUUAAAGCUUGAAGAACGGUACUCGCAGCUAUCAACGGCUUCCUAUUUCAAGGAUAUGAGGAAAAACUCAAAGCCACAGUAUGAAGUAGGAGAUUUUCCAAAUCUCAGUGAUGACUUCAAGGCACAAUUGUUCGGAUUAGACAGCGAAAACUUGACACGUGUGGUUUCCAAAGCCAAUCCUGAGAUACCUGGGGAUUUUGGAUUCUCGAUCAAGCUUUUGAAAGGCCGUAAAGUGAGUGCAAGAAGAAGUUUUGGUGCAGGUUUGGGGCACCACUUUUCAUACAGGCCGUUUAAUUUCAACACGAGCUUUGGCAAUACAAGUACGGAAUCUGCAGUUGGUGACGACGAGGAAAAUCUGUGGAUUCCACAGACAGAUGGGAACUUUGACGGUCUCAAAGAUCUUCUUGAUCAGUUGGACCCUAUUCAGAAGGAGUUUUACGAGUAUGGCGAUCACCAGAAAGAGACAGACGAGCAAAGCAAUGAGGAUGUUGAUAUGAAGGAGGGAGAUGAAGAAAGUGGUAGUAACAUAGAUCGAUCACCAGACAUGGAUACAAACGUUGGACGAUGCUUGCUCUCACCAUCUAACGAACUGCAAAUGCAGACUGAAGGAAGAGAAUUGUCGAAAGCGUCUUCAACAACAUCGAUUUUGCAGCCGGUGUCUGCCAGCUCUGAAUCAUCAACUGAGCAAAGAAGAGAUGAGGAAGAUUCGUCAUCUACAGCGCCUCAAUCAUCGUCAUCGGUACCAAAUUCGUCCUCUUCUAGUUCAUCAUCAGCUUCAUCAAUAGACGAUGAGCCAAUAGUCGGCAAUAAGACCGCAUUGGUUUGCCAGUGGGACCCGGAAAUAUUCGAUAUGUUCUUUACUGGAUUAUCUGAUGCUGAAGUUGGUGGUGGCAAAGAAACUUGGACAGAUCCUCGUGAAAUUCCAAAUGAGGAGUUGAAGAAAAGCAGGGAGGAGGAAGAGGAACGCAAAAAGAAGACAAUCACUCUUGAUGACUGCUUGCAGCUCUUUUCAAGACCGGAGAUUUUGGGCGAAAACGAUCUUUGGUAUUGUCCACAUUGCCAGAAACACCAGCAGGCAACGAAGAAGAUCGAGAUAUGGUCUGUUCCGGAUGUUCUUGCGAUUCAUUUGAAGCGGUUUGAGUCAAGUCGAAGCUUUAGCGAUAAAAUCGACGCGACUGUCGAGUUUCCCAUCGAGGGUUUGGACAUGUCGAAGUAUGUGGCGAGUGAAAAAACGCACCAGGCUAUGGUUUACGAUCUUUGUGCCGUUGACAAUCACUUUGGUGGAAUAGGUGGUGGACACUAUACAGCGUACGUGAGGAAUUUUGUUGAUGGUGAAUGGUACUACUAUGAUGAUUCACGGGUUUCUCCGGCAGACCCACUUGAUGCGAUUAGGGGCAGUGCCUAUCUUUUAUUUUACAGGAGAAGGUCAUCGGAAGCCUUGGGUGGCGAUUUUUUGAAGCAGAUGUAUGCGGAGAUUCUGAAAGAGAGAGAAGAGCAAAAGAAAGCUGCCGAGAAGAUUAUUCAAGAAGAAGAAGCCGGCGAUGUGGUGGAGGAGCGGGAAAAUGACACAGGGAAGGUAAAAGCGCAGAAUGAGGACGGAGUUGAGUCAGUUGAAAUGGCCGAUGGCAGAAAGUCCGACGAUUCGUUACCGAAAAGAAGACGCAAGAUGAACGCAGCAACGAUUGGCUCAAUUACAAUGGCAAGAACAGGUACUGGAGAAUCUCCCAUGAGUGAUAAAGAGGACGCGAUGUCUACAGUCAGUUCUAUGGCCAAUGCACCAAACGGAGACGAAAUACUAUCUGAUGCAUUGUAG
Messenger RNA from Brettanomyces bruxellensis, 3837 nucleotides. RefSeq lists its product as uncharacterized. The record is from RefSeq and is a predicted model, not a curated record. Gene Ontology annotation, biological process: protein deubiquitination. The coding region runs from base 1 to 3837 and encodes 1278 amino acids. Gene Ontology annotation, molecular function: cysteine-type deubiquitinase activity. NCBI's taxonomy places the organism in Eukaryota, Fungi, Ascomycota, Pichiomycetes, Pichiales, Pichiaceae. The transcript has a single exon.